AUGUUCGACCAACACGGUUACGCCGAGGCAUUGCACGCCUCACUCUCCGAAGAGCGCGACGGACGCUUCGCUGUCGCGGACGCGUCGCUUCCAACACAAGCAAUCGCAUCCAUGGGCGGCACACUUUUUGAGCGCCUUGAACAGCGCGGGCUGCAGUAUCAGCGUCGGGUGCCGACGUCAGUCCCUGAGACGCUUUCAGCUGGUGCAAUUGCCGGGCCUGAAGGUGCACCAAAUAGGUUCCAUACCAACGAGCUCGCUGAAGACCAUGGCUCCGCGCCUGGUCAGCAGCACGGGCACACGUGGUGCUCGCCGCCCCCGCCGCUCUUCCGGCAGCUGCGCAAGAGCUCGCCACUCUCGCUCGGAAGUCGGCAUGCAUCAGACGAAGAGGAGGACGAGACCGAGAACGAAGGAGAUGAGCAGCCAGAAACGUGCGAAGAAGGUGGCUCGGGGGUCCCACGGAAGCGACGCAGCGGUCCACACUGGUCGCCGGCACUGUCGCAGAGCGGACUGUCACAAGUACCUCGUGCACCUGCAACGCCGUAUGGUCGAUCUAUGCCGUCUCUGCGCAACAGCAGCGGGCCAGCAUGCAACGACAAGUCUAGCGCAUCAUGUUUUCGCCGCUCGGCCCUUUUCGACGGUCCAACUUCUUCCACUCGAUCUGGGUCGGGGAGUGGGAUCAACAACGGCUCGGCCGGCGCUUUUGCUUCCGGUCUCGGUUCAUCGUUCCAGCACCGACGCGCGUCUUCCGGGCUGUCUUCACCGUGUAACGGUCUGUCGACCCGCAAGGGCUGGAAUGGUAGUGGAGGUAGUGGUAGCGCUAGCGGCAGCAGCGCCUUGUACGGCCUCGGCAUGGGUCCGGCGCAAUGCUCGUCACCUGGUGCGUCGAGUCUGCACUCGCCUUCCUCCCUCUCUGCUUCUCUGGUCGGCUCGUACGAAGAGUCGCUGCUCUCCGGCCGCAUGUCGGCCGCUAAGAGCAAGCCGCUCAUGUUCGAUGCUGAGAUCGGUGUGCUCGGUACCGGGCCAGUCGCGCCGCCUCCCUCCUCACCUCACAAUACAGAGCGGUCUGCGCGAGGGGCGGAUGGUGUGAUGACGGCAGACGAUAGCGCCAGGAACGGCAUUGGCUAUGGAUGCUCCUUUCCUCCACAAGUCCAUGUGGCGGGGACAAAGCGACGCAUGAAAUCUGCUGCGAGCCUUCGCUGCCCCAAACACGUCAGCAUGAAAUUCCCUGCGCAUUUCUAUAAUCUUCCCUCUGCCCGUCCGGGCUCGACCGAUUUGUCCAGCUCAGCUUCCGGCGGCUCCGGUCGGGGCUCGACGAUGCUCAGUGAUGCGAGCAUCAACAGUCCGUACGUCGGCAACAUCGACCUGGAAGGACAUUAUAUGAACCAACUGAUCGAUGCGCAUCUCAGGAUGAUGGGAAUCGAUGGCGAUGCUGUGCCGAAGGCUGAAUAUGGCACUGAACCUGCAAAUACGUCAGACCCAGUGUCGACUCAAGCCUCCAGCGCCAGUGGGCACGAGCGCAAAGACAGCACUAGGAACGCGCUGCCUGCUUUCCCAGGUUACCGUGUACCGCCGAAAGGCCAGAUUCAGCUAAUAAUCAAAAAUCCAAACUCGAUGGCGGUCAAGGUCUUUCUCGUGCCAUACGACCUUUCAACCAUGGAAUGCGGUCGACGUACGUUUGUCAGGCAAAAGUGCUACGUCCAGUCCCCGCCAAACGCCGCUGGAGGCAUCGUUCAUCAGAGCACAGCUACUAGCCCCAAGUCCUCAUUCGCUGGAACCUCCCAGCAGGGCAAGGACGCACUGCGGUACGCGGUACAUUUGCAGUUCUGCUCGCCGCCCGCGGACUAUGGAAUGAGCAGCAAAAAGCGCGCUGCGUACUUGGCAGCGACUUUACACGGAGCGGGGACAGACGUUUCGACUGCUGUAGCCGAGCAGCGAGCACCGAAAAUUUAUCUGCACCGCAUCAUCCGAGUCGUCUUCACUGCUCGCCUGCCGGACAAGAGCGAGAAGCUCACCACGGUCACUGAGACGCUCAACUGUCCACCCUCUCCGCAGAUGAAUCGCAAUACGCGCGAGGUGUCAGCUGCACAAGAUCAGCAGCUGUCUAGCUCGCCGCAAAGCUUCAGCGACGCUUCUGGCGGACCUGUGUCGCCACAUAUGGACAGGCCUCAGCCAUUGUAUGCGUCGUACGCUGGGCCAGGCGACGAGUGGAACCGUGCGUUGCGCGAAGCUAAGAUCGCCAUCAAGCAAGCGGAAAAACACAGGCAGAAACUAAAAGCCGCGGAAAGGGCCGCCGCAUUGCCCAGCUUAGAGCAAAUGCAACGGGGUGACUUUGAGGGCAAGAAUGGAGACGACCAUGACGAGAUGUCAGUGUCCGUGUCUGCCCUUGGCAUCCCCAUCGAAUGGGCACCACCAUCAGGGCGAGACCUGUCGGGCUACGAUGCAAACGGAAGCUUUGGCUCUCCCUUUACCCCCCUUAGCGAGCCGAACUCAGAUCCGAACGGAGAGAGGUGGCGCGACGAGAUAGAAGCACACGUCGGAGCAAGCAGAACGUGUGGCGAGACAGUGGCACCGGCUGCUGUGCUCGGCUUGCACUUGCACCACGUUGCAUCUGAUGGACAGCGCACGGCGAUGUCUGAUGCCAGGCCGAGCACCAGCAGCAUCGUGGUACCGCCUGUUUCAUCGCAGUACGAACCCAGGCGGACCCGCGCUCAGACGUUCGCCUCAGGCUCUAGCGGCUCGCCACCGCUCACGAGCUGCUCUUUGGCCCAUCUAGAAAAUGUUUCCGUCGCUCAGGAAGGGCGGGGGCAGCCAAGUGCGCCGGCACUUGCGGCUGUGGCAGACGACUCACGCGCCCUGCUUGAAGCGUGGCACCAGAGUCUCCGUAGGCGCGCUGCUUCGCCACUCUCCAGUUCCAGGCCUGUGUCGGGAAGAGCGAGCCCGGAAGUUAUGCGAUACGGCUCGCCGGUGCCCUCGCCUUCCAUAGGACCUACGUCCCCCUCCGGGUCUGGGAGCGGACAUGGGCACGGACACACUACCCGCGGAAACCGGGGUCUCACUGUUGUGUACCAGCGGCCCUCGAGUCGGAGCGAGAACUACAUGACUGCUUCUGUUUCUGCAGGCUAUCCCCGUCUGCCAUCUCAAAGCAACUUGGUGGCAGAUGAGGACGUGCCGCCGUCAGACUACAUUGGGCGACACAGUGAGACAUCGUCGUCGAGCUCGCAUACUCACGGUCAAGGCUUGCUACCUCAGACGCCGACGACUAGCCCUCCAGUGAUAGCUCAGGUGACACCGCUCUCGGCUAUGGCGGUCAUGGCCCACAGUGCAGCGCAGGACGAAAAGCAGCUUCCAGAUAUUGCGGCGCUAUCGAUCCAGCCGCUGCAAGCGCCUUCGCGCUGA
Tilletiaria anomala UBC 951 is the source of this 3396-nucleotide messenger RNA. RefSeq lists its product as uncharacterized. NCBI's taxonomy places the organism in Eukaryota, Fungi, Basidiomycota, Exobasidiomycetes, Georgefischeriales, Tilletiariaceae. The transcript has a single exon. Bases 1 to 3396 code for a protein of 1131 amino acids. The record is from RefSeq and is a predicted model, not a curated record.